AUGUCUACACCAGCAGAGUACUACCGAUCUCUACCACCUGUCAGCAAGACCUAUGGAGUUGCAUGUUUGAUGACAUCAGCGGCAUAUUAUCUCAAUCUUUAUGAUGCAAGAACCAUAGCACUGUUUUAUGGAUUAGUCUUUAAACGCUUUCAGGUUUGGAGGGUUAUCACUAAUUUCUUCUUUCUUGGACCAUUUUCAUUUCCAUUCGCAGUUCGUCUCAUAAUGAUAGCAAAAUAUGGUGUUUCAUUGGAAAGAGGGCCAUUUGAUAAAAGAACUGCAGAUUAUGUUUGGAUGUUGAUUUUUGGUGCACUCUCACUUCUGGUGAUGAGUGUUGUGCCAUAUUUAUGGUCUCCAUUCAUGGGAGUUUCUUUAGUUUUCAUGAUUGUCUAUGUUUGGAGCCGUGAAUUUCCGAACGCAAGAAAACAUUUAUGGUUUGGUAUCAUUGAAGGGUUUUUACCUUCCAUGGGCUAUGCUAGCUCUUGA
Messenger RNA from Lathyrus sativus (Indian pea), 483 nucleotides. NCBI's taxonomy places the organism in Eukaryota, Viridiplantae, Streptophyta, Magnoliopsida, Fabales, Fabaceae. The record is from the annotation of a GenBank genome assembly.